Molecule: messenger RNA, 774 nt
Organism: Postia placenta MAD-698-R-SB12
Lineage: Eukaryota; Fungi; Basidiomycota; Agaricomycetes; Polyporales; Adustoporiaceae
Exons: 8
Coding region: 1-774 (257 amino acids)
Molecular function (GO): oxidoreductase activity
Source: RefSeq, a predicted model, not a curated record
AUGCCAAGGCUUGGUUUCGGCGUGUACCAAAAUUACACGACAACCGAGUCUGUCCGUGAGGCGCUUCUAGUAGGAUACCGGCUAGCAUACCGCAACGAAGCACACGUCGGCGCCGCCUGGAAAGGAAGCGAUUUACCGAGAGGGGAAGUAUUUUUAACCACUAAAUGCAUCAACAAGACACAUGGCUAUGAAAGUACCUUGAAGGGUGUGAAUGCCUCGCUCGAACGCUUCGGAAUUGAGUACAUUGACUUGUUCCUGAUCCACGAUCCCAUGUCUGGAUGUGACCGUCGCCUACAAACAUACAAAGCAUUGCAAGACGCACAGCGGGCGGGCAAGAUCCGGAGCAUAGGUGUUUCAAACUAUGGUGUGCACCAUCUGGAAGAGAUUAGGGCGGCAGGCUACACCAUGCCCUCAGUGAACCAAAUCGAGGUGUGCCAUCUCCACCCGUUCUGCCAGCAGAAAGCAAUAGUCUCCUAUUGCUCGGCUCAUUCAAUUGUAGUGCAAGCAUACUGUCCUAUCUUGAGGGGCAAGAUGGAUCAUCCAGUCAUUCUGGAACUCGCUGAGCGGUAUCACAAGGAGGCCGCUCAAAUCCUCCUCCGGUGGAGCCUCCAAAAAGGGUUUGUUCCGCUUCCCAAGUCCGCUACACCCGAGCGUAUUCGUUCAAAUAUCCAACUCUACGACUUCAGUCUCGACGACGACGCAAUGACGAGGCUCAACGCUCUCGACAAGGGAAAGGAGGGUGCACUGAGCUGGAAUCCGGUGGACCAUCCGUGA